Messenger RNA from Hibiscus syriacus, 3895 nucleotides. Its product is annotated as topless-related protein 4-like. Lineage: Eukaryota; Viridiplantae; Streptophyta; Magnoliopsida; Malvales; Malvaceae. Gene Ontology annotation, molecular function: protein binding. The transcript is spliced from 26 exons. Gene Ontology annotation, biological process: regulation of DNA-templated transcription. The record is from RefSeq and is a predicted model, not a curated record. Bases 137 to 3544 code for a protein of 1135 amino acids.
UCACCAGAGACAGCAACGGAGAGAGAGAGAAACUACUCUUGGGAAGAAAAAAGAGAAAGCAGUGAAACAACCUGCCGUUCUCUUCGCUUUCUCCAAAAAUUUCUCUCGAUCUGUGCAAUUAUUCUGAAUUACAAUCAUGUCCUCGCUUAGCAGAGAACUUGUGUUCCUCAUACUUCAAUUCCUUGAUGAGGAGAAAUUUAAAGACACUGUUCACAGAUUGGAGCAAGAAUCAGGGUUUUUCUUCAAUUUGAAAUAUUUCGAGGAAAUGGUGACAAAUGGAGAAUGGGAUGAAGUAGAGAAAUAUCUUUCAGGGUUUACAAAAGUUGAUGAUAAUAGAUAUUCCAUGAAAAUUUUCUUUGAGAUUCGUAAACAGAAGUACCUUGAAGCUCUAGACAAGAAGGAUCGUACUAAAGCGGUGGAGAUUUUAGUUAAGGACCUUAAAGUGUUUUCUACAUUUAACGAGGAACUUUUUAAGGAAAUUACACAUCUAUUGACAUUGGACAACUUCAGAGAAAAUGAGCAACUAUCAAAAUAUGGAGACACAAAAUCUGCUAGGGGUAUAAUGCUUGCUGAAUUAAAGAAGUUAAUAGAGGCUAACCCUCUUUUCCGUGAUAAGCUUCAGUUUCCCACCUUGAAGAAUUCAAGAUUGCGGACACUAAUAAAUCAGAGUUUGAACUGGCAGCAUCAACUUUGUAAGAAUCCAAGGUCUAAUCCGGACAUCAAAACCCUAUUUGUGGACCACAGUUGUGGACAACCAAAUGGUGCACGAGCUCCAUCCCCUGUCACUAAUCCUUUAAUGAGUACUGUUCCAAAGGCAGGGAGUUUUCCUCCACUGGGUGCUCAUGGUCCCUUUCAGCCCACACCGCCUGCACUUCCAACCUCUCUUGCGGGAUGGAUGGCUAACCCAACUCCCGUGCCACACCCUGUGGCUUCUGCUGGACCAUUAGGACUUGCUGCACCUAACAAUGCAGCUGCAAUCUUGAAACGUCCUAGAACUCCUCCAACCAAUAACCCUGCUCUGGACUAUCAGUCAGCGGAUUCUGAACAUGUUUUGAAGAGAUCAAGGCCCUUCGGAAUGCCAGAGGAGGUCAAUAAUCUGUCGGUAAAUAUUUUGCCUGUUCCAUAUGCCGGCCAGACCCAUAGUCAGAGUUCUUACUCUCUUGAUGACUUGACCAAGACUGUUGUUAUGACUCUAAGUCAGGGGUCUUCUGUCAAGAGCAUGGAUUUCCAUCCAGUGCAACAAUUUCUACUUCUUGUGGGAACAAACAUUGGUGAUAUUAUGGUGUGGGAAGUUGGUAGUGGUGAAAGGAUAGCUCAUAAAACAUUUAAGGUCUGGGACCUUUCAUCAUGUUCAAUGCCUCUGCAGGCAUCUUUGGCAAAGGAUUGUACAGUAUCAGUCAACCGCGUGGUGUGGAGCCCUGAUGGAGCUCUUUUUGGUGUUGCAUACUCCAAGCAUCUUGUGCACAUAUUCUCCUAUCAUGGUGGUGAUGAUCUGCGUAACCGCUUAGAGAUUGAGGCUCAUGUUGGAAGUGUAAAUGAUCUUGCAUUCUCCUACCCAAACAAACAAUUGUGUGUUGUCACUUGUGGCGAUGACAGGGUUAUUAAGGUUUGGGAUACGGUCUCUGGGGCUAAACUGCAUACUUUUGAGGGUCAUGAAGCACCUGUCUAUUCUAUAUGCCCUCAUCACAAGGAAAAUAUUCAGUUCAUUUUCUCAACAGCAACCGAUGGGAAAAUAAAGGCAUGGUUGUAUGAUAAUAUGGGUUCAAGAGUUGACUAUAAUGCACCUGGUCAGUCAUCCACAACGAUGUCAUACAGUGCUGAUGGAACAAGGUUGUUCUCAUGCGGGACAAACAAAGAAGGGGAAUCAUUCUUGGUGGAAUGGAAUGAAAGUGAAGGAGCUGUCAAGCGGGCAUAUUUUGGUCUUGGAAAGCGAUCUGUGGGAAUUGUUCAAUUUGAUACGACAAAGAAUAGGUUCUUGGCUGCUGGUGAUGAGUUCACUGUCAAAUUCUGGGACAUGGACAAUCUUAAUCUAUUAACAAGUACACCAGCUGAUGGUGGAUUGCCGCCUUCCCCUUGCAUUAGAUUUAACAAGGAAGGAACAUUGUUAGCUGUUUCAACUGAUGAUAAUAGAGUUAAAAUUCUAGCAAAUUCAGAUGGGGUUAGGUUGCUACGGACAGUGGAGAACCGUUCGUUUGAUGCUUCUAGAGUUGCUCCUCCAGCUGUAGUAAAGCAGGCACCUAAUAUUGGUCCAUUUGGUUCUAACAAUGCAACCAUCGGAACGACCGUUGGUGAUCGGGCUGCACCAGUCGCUCCGAUAGUCGGACCAAAUAAUGAUGCUCGAAGUUUGGCUGAUGUAAAGCCCAGAAUUACAGAUGAAUCGGUGGAAAAAUCUAGGAUCUGGAAACUUACAGAAAUCAAUGAACCAUCACAGUGCCGCACCUUAAGGCUUCCUGAUAGUUUGACAGCAAUGAGGGUUUCUAGACUAAUAUAUACAAAUUCUGGGGUUGCCAUAUUGGCAUUAGCAUCUAAUGCUGUCCACAAGCUCUGGAAAUGGCAGAGGAGUGAUCGCAACAUAACUGCGAAGGCCACAACUAGUGUAGCACCCCAAUUAUGGCAGCCUUCAAGUGGAAUAUUAAUGACUAAUGAUAUAAGUGAUACAAAUCCUGAAGAUGCUGUUCCAUGCUUUGCACUUUCAAAGAAUGAUUCUUAUGUGAUGUCUGCAUCAGGGGGUAAAAUAUCGCUCUUCAAUAUGAUGACAUUCAAGACAAUGACAACGUUCAUGCCCCCACCACCAGCAGCUACAUUUCUUGCAUUUCAUCCCCAGGACAAUAAUAUCAUUGCCAUAGGCAUGGAUGAUUCAUCGAUCCAAAUUUACAAUGUUCGGGUGGAUGAGGUGAAGACAAAGUUAAAAGGUCAUCAGAAAAGAAUAACAGGUCUUGCUUUCUCUCAUACUCUGAACGUGCUUGUAUCUUCUGGAGCUGACAGUCAGCUCUGUGUAUGGAGCACAGAUGGAUGGGAGAAGCAAACUAGUAAGUUCUUGCAAAUACCUAAUGGUCGGGCAGCAUCUCCUCAUGCUGAGACUCGUGUUCAGUUUCACCUGGAUCAGAUACAUUUGCUGGCGGUUCAUGAAACACAGAUAGCAAUAUUUGAAGCACCAAAACUAGAAUGCCUAAAGCAGUGGGUCCCUAGAGAAGCAAGCGGUCCCAUCACGCAUGCAACAUACUCCUGUGACAGCCAAAUGAUAUAUGUGAGCUUCGAAGAUGGAAGUGUUGGUGUUCUUACCGCUUCAACGCUCAGAUUGAGAUGUCGAAUUAGUUCUGCUGCAUAUUUACCUCCCAAUCCAAGUUUGAGAGUUUAUCCUCUCGUCAUCGCGGCACAUCCAUCCGACCCAAAUCAAUUUGCAUUGGGACUUACAGAUGGUGGAGUCCAAAUCGUCGAGCCUUCGGAGUCCGAAGGAAAAUGGGGCACCGCUCCUCCAGCUGAAAAUGGCGCUGGACCAAGUACCACUUCAGGCGCAACCGGUUCAGAACCGCCUCAGCGGUGACCGGUCCAUGUGCAGGUAUCCUUAGAAAGGAUACAUCUCUUGCAUGCAUUUGAAUCUUUUUCCUUGGUGGUCCCAUUUUAAAAGUAGAAUUAAGGGGAAGCUGCACAAAAUUACAAUAGGUUGAUACAUAAAUGGCAUGCCAUCCAUCCUUUUUUUGCAGCAUAUAGUGUUUGAUUGAUUCCAUUAUUAAGGAUUUUGGUGUAAAUGUAGGAGUUGUUGCCUUAGAGAAGGUGGGUCUGACUAUAGACAUUUGAAAGGAAGGAAACCAGAGACAAAAUUUCUGUUGGUUGAUUAUAACUAGGAACCUUUAAAGGAAACUAUUAAUUAUUUAAUCUCAUUUUUUUUAGUUGA